Hyaena hyaena (striped hyena) is the source of this 2699-nucleotide messenger RNA. RefSeq names its product hypoxanthine-guanine phosphoribosyltransferase. The coding region runs from base 506 to 1162 and encodes 218 amino acids. Lineage: Eukaryota; Metazoa; Chordata; Mammalia; Carnivora; Hyaenidae. The record is from RefSeq and is a predicted model, not a curated record. Gene Ontology annotation, biological process: hypoxanthine metabolic process; purine ribonucleoside salvage; IMP salvage. The transcript is spliced from 2 exons. Gene Ontology annotation, molecular function: hypoxanthine phosphoribosyltransferase activity; magnesium ion binding.
GGCCCCGGGGGCCCUGUCCAGUCUGGAGUGCGUGAUUCCCCCGAGGCGGUGGGGUUUGAGUCCUUUGCUUCUCCUUUUUCUCUGCCCUCUUGUCCGUUCUUCGUCCCUCCUUUCGAAGCGGAAAACGGCUCUUCUUACCUCCAGCCUCCAUCCCGUCCCAGGCAGGCAGGUCUCAGCGUAGAUGCUGUGAUUACCUCAGAAAAAAAUUUUCUGUCCUUUAUAGCCACUACGGUUCUGGAGUGUCCGAGCCUCAGGGCCUAUUGUUGCUCUCCGGCCCGCGGCCCUUGAGCGGAGGCCUGGCCGGUGCACCGCCCAGCUGCGUAUCGUGGCUCCUAGACAGUUCUAUCGGCCCUGCUCUCCCUAGCCAGAUAGUUUUAUCUGUACCAGGUUUCUCCACAUUGCCCUGCCCCACGGAAUUUGCCAAGCUUGAAAAACUUUAAGAACUUAAAACUAAAAGUAAUACAGAAGAGAACUGCCCUCAGUCCACGCACCAGCAAGCUCUGCUAUGGCAACGCGAAGCUCCAGCAUUGUGAUUAGUGAUGAUGAACCAGGUUAUGACCUAGAUUUAUUUUGUAUACCUAAUCAUUAUGCUCAGGAUUUGGAAAAGGUGUUUAUUCCUCAUGGAUUAAUUAUGGACAGGACGGAACGGCUUGCACGUGAUGUGAUGAAGGAGAUGGGAAACCAUCACAUCGUAGCCCUCUGUGUGCUCAAGGGGGGCUAUAAAUUCUUUGCUGACCUGCUGGAUUACAUUAAAGCACUGAACAGAAAUAGUGACAGAUCCAUUCCUAUGACUGUAGAUUUCAUUAGACUGAAAAGCUACUGUAAUGACCAGUCAACAGGGGAUAUAAAAGUAAUUGGUGGAGAUGAUCUCUCGACGUUAACUGGAAAGAAUGUCUUGAUUGUUGAAGAUAUAAUUGACACUGGCAAAACAAUGCAAACCUUGCUUUCCUUGGUCAAGCAAUAUAAUCCAGAGAUGGUCAGGGUUGCAAGCUUGCUGGUGAAAAGGACUCCUCGAAGCGUUGGAUACAGACCAGACUUUGUUGGAUUUGAAAUUCCAGACAAGUUUGUUGUAGGUUAUGCCCUUGACUAUAAUGAAUAUUUCAGGGAUUUGAAUCAUGUUUGUGUCAUAAGUGAAACUGGAAAAGCAAAAUACAAAGCCUAAGUUGAGUGUUCGAGUUUGGAAACAUCUAGAGUUCCCUUGAAAUCACUAGUAAAAUGAUCAAAUGUUCUAGAUCUGUGGCCAGCUGCUUAGUAGACCUUAUUGCAUGUAUCUUCUACUUCUAAGAAUUUUAUCCAUUUGCUAUGUUUGUUAGAAAUAUCAUCUGCUGCUUUCCUAAAGUCUUUGUUUGUACUGUGAGCCUAUAUAGAUUAUUGAUUCCCUUUGGGUGGAUUGUUGUUUGACUUGUGUAGGAAAAGUCUCUUACACCACACCACUAUUGAAUGAAAAUACUGAAAUUGUAUCUGUAGGAAAUAUUUAAAGAGAAGAUAUAUUUGUUUUUUAAUUGGUAUUUUAAUUUUUAUUUAUUCAGAAAAAAAGUUAUUGAAUAUUGUUAACUAUACCACUGUUUGUUUAGAAAAGAAGCAGUUCAUGUUUGUUUCAAUGACAGGAUUUAAGAGGUACUGUUUUGUCAGACAAACCAUGUAUCCUCGAAUUAUUUACGGUUUCAGUAGUAUUAACUAUAUUUUCCUGCUUGUUCACAUUAUUUCUGGUGAAUAUUUGUCAACAGUUUCUUUUAAAUACAUAUCAAUACAUCCUCUAGAAAACUUAAAAAGUAAAUAAAUAAAAGUAAUAUAGGAGAACAAAAAAGCUUGUCCGUGAAAGAUGUGUAAGAUAUAAUUACAUUAAAGAUAUUUCAUAUAAUUAGUCAUAGAUUAAAUCAAAUACAGAUAACACACCAAAAUUUUCUGUUGUAUUAGCACGAUGGCUCACAUCACUGUGGACCUCCUGGUACUAGUAGCAAACUAUGGUUUAUAGUAGAUUUCACUGGGCUGAAGUGUGAGUUGCAUGAUUUAUGACUGUUCAAUAGGAAUCAUUUUCCUCAUUCUCUGUAUUACUAAGUUUUAGGCUUUUAUAUGUUGUCCUCAGUGUAGCCAGUAAUUAAAAAUUCUUUGGCACAUGUCACAAAUCCAUACUGACUGUGAAUUGCUUGGGUCUUAGAAGGAUCCCCAGGCGAAUGAGUGGCCCUAAAUCAUGCUUCAUAGCAAAUCCUCCUCUGAGUACUAUUUCUGAGCCUGCCAGUGGGGGCCAGUGUAGGACAACCGAGGGCCCACAACAUGGAGUAAGACCAUGACUGUAGUCUUAUCCUUUACUUUCAAUUGGGAUGUUCCAAAGAGCAAAAUGUAUUUUAUAAAGGAAUACUUUCUGCCACCUGUGUAUAAAACAGCUUCCAUGCAUGUCUUUCUGGAUUCUUGUUUGUUUAUAGAUUGCCAGAGCUUUAGAAUAUUUUUACCUUAAAAAUAUUUUAAUUAUGUUAAAAAAAAUAACGUAGUUAAUUCAUGUGUAUUUUUCGUUAUUCAGAACAUACAGUCAAUCUAAAUGUCUAUCAAUAGGGGAUGCUAAAUCAACUACGAUAGGUAAUUCUAUGGAAAUACUGUGCAAAGUUUCAAAACAAUGAGGUAGCUUUUUAUGUAUUGAUAUGGAAUGAAGUUCAGGAUUUAUUUAUUAUAUUUUUUAAUGUUUAUUCAUUUUUGAGAGGCAG